UCCACUCGCACCAGUAUCCCCACGCCGCCCACGCCAACGCCAUGCCCCCCGCCAUGGGCGCCUCUGUCAACGACGCCCUCAAGAGAGAUAAAGAUGCCAUCUACGGACACCCCCUGUUCCCUCUUUUAGCACUGAUUUUUGAGAAAUGUGAAUUAGCUACAUGCACGCCCAGGGAGCCCGGGGUAGCGGGAGGCGAUGUUUGCUCCUCUGAGUCUUUCAAUGAAGAUAUAGCAGUGUUCGCCAAACAGAUCCGAGCAGAGAAACCCCUCUUUUCCUCUAAUCCUGAACUGGAUAACUUGAUGAUUCAAGCCAUACAAGUUUUAAGGUUUCAUCUUUUGGAAUUAGAGAAGGUACACGAAUUAUGUGACAAUUUCUGCCACCGGUAUAUUAGCUGUUUGAAAGGAAAAAUGCCUAUCGAUUUGGUCAUAGACGAUAGAGAGGGCGGAUCAAAAUCGGACAGUGAAGACAUAACAAGAUCAGCAAAUCUAACAGACCAG
Messenger RNA from Mesitornis unicolor (brown roatelo), 497 nucleotides. Its product is annotated as homeobox protein Meis1-like. The transcript has 5 exons. The record is from RefSeq and is a predicted model, not a curated record. Lineage: Eukaryota; Metazoa; Chordata; Aves; Mesitornithiformes; Mesitornithidae. The annotation marks the transcript as partial.